Messenger RNA from Rhagoletis pomonella (apple maggot), 1981 nucleotides. RefSeq names its product transcription factor grauzone-like. Gene Ontology annotation, cellular component: nucleus. NCBI's taxonomy places the organism in Eukaryota, Metazoa, Arthropoda, Insecta, Diptera, Tephritidae. The coding region runs from base 116 to 1843 and encodes 575 amino acids. The transcript is spliced from 5 exons. Gene Ontology annotation, molecular function: zinc ion binding; RNA polymerase II transcription regulatory region sequence-specific DNA binding; DNA-binding transcription factor activity, RNA polymerase II-specific. Gene Ontology annotation, biological process: regulation of transcription by RNA polymerase II. The record is from RefSeq and is a predicted model, not a curated record.
ACACUGCAACCUAAUAAGAAUACGCCUUGGUAACUGUGAACAGCAAUUAUCUUUUUAGAAGAGGAAGAAGUGUAAAUAAAUUUCUGAAAACUAGAAUAUUUUUUGAUUGUUCAAAAUGAUUUGCCGUCUGUGCUUGGAGGAAUCAAAUAAUAUUAUGUACGAAUUCUUUUAUGUGGAUGGGGAAACCGAAGUUGCUAAAACUGUUGCCAAAUACUUUAACAUCGAGGUCCAGGCCGGUGAUACUAUUUCUAACAAAAUUUGCGAAACGUGUUGGCAAACUUUAUCCGAUUUCCAUCGGUUUUGGUUAAGUAUAAAUGAGAAGCAAAAAACCCUUCAAACGGAUUUAGUUUGUACUGAAAUAAAACCGGACAUUGAUGCCCUUGAAACGAUAGAUUUCCCAGGAGCUAAUUUAAGCUCUCCCAUUGAUUCCAAAAGUAAUGAGUUGCGCGAGCCGGAAAUCGACAUGACCGUGUUACACCCUAAUGUGUUUGCAGAUGGACUAGAAUUUCAAGCAUCUAAAAUGGAAGAUUAUGAAACAUCAGUGGACCGGGAUUCAAUUUUUUCCCCAGUAUUGCCAUCGGACGAAGAUGGUAGGUACUUAUUCGUUUUAUCGAUGGCAAUUUUAUUACAAAUAUUAUUAGUUCCUCUGACCGAAUUAAUGAAAUCUGGAAGUAAAACCCGUAAAAGCACUAAAAGGAACCCAAAAAAGAUAUUAUCAAAAAGUGAAAAUGGAGUUGUAAAAAAAACUAAGAGUUCUACGAAAAGAAUUAAACCGAGUAUUGAAAUGAGAGACAGUGAACAGCUAAAGUUAAAAGAAAAAGAAAAGGAGGACAGAAAACAGGAUGCUCAAGAAUUUAUACGAGAAUUGGACGUAUUCAUAGCAGAAAACACACAAUUAAGUUGUUGCCUGUGUUCGGCACCACUUAAAGAUUUCAAUGAAUUGAAGAAGCAUUUUCGUCUGGAACACAAUUGUGUGGGAUAUGUUCCUUGUUGCAAUAAUCGUUAUCGGAAACGAACAUUAUAUGUAGAUCAUCUGAAACUGCACAAAAACCCAGACUUUUUCAAAUGUACCCUUUGUAAUAAACAAUUAGCCAGUCGGAACAACUAUCAAAUUCAUAUGGACACAAUACAUCCCGACGCUGAAAAAUUGUUUUAUUCCUGUAAAUUAUGUCCCCGCAAGUUCGUCAAACAAUAUAUUUUAGACUAUCACAUCAAGUCCAGCCAUACGACAGAACGUAAUUAUAUUUGCAAAACUUGUAACAAAGGAUUCACCCAAUCAGCAGUCUUAAGGCAGCACGAAAAGGCAGUCCAUUUGAAUACCUAUGACUCUGUAUGUGAUGUAUGCGGGAAGUGUCUUAAAACACAACAGAACCUCAUUACCCAUAUGGAAGCAAUGCAUAGCACAGUACCGCGUCCGGAAGAACAAUGUAAAAUUUGCCUGAAGUGGCUGAAAAAUGCACGCUGCCUAAGAAAACACAUGAUUGUACACCGUGAUCAAGCUUCCGGACAAGAAUUUAGGUGCACGCAAUGUGGUAUGGAAAAGGCGACUCGGCAUGCUCUUUCCGCGCAUAUACGGUAUUAUCACACAGAUAAAGUUUUUACAUGCGCAAUGUGUAACAAAGAAUUCAAAAAUUCACAGGCUUUAAGGGAGCAUGAGACAAUGCAUACUGGUACACAUUUAUAUACCUGUUCAUUUUGCCCCAAGACGUUCAGAUCGCAUGGUAAUAUGCACAAGCAUAAGGUCAAUAAUCAUUCUAAUGUAUAUGUGCCUCACCGGUCGCAACCAAACGAAGUUACUAAAACCCUCCUAAAUAGAUUAUCAACCAAUGGACAACCGAGUUGAAAUUAAAGGCAACUAUUCCAUGCGAUAUAGCGUUACCUUAAUUCACAAAGGGCCUAACCAACACUUUUUUUCGGAAUUUCAUUUUUCACAGACUUUGGUGGGAUGUAUUAAAAUACACCUUCAAAAAAACAACGGUGU